AUGCCGUCUCCCGGUCAGGACCACGCCGCGGCAUCGCCGCGCUCGAGCUUCGUGCUGCUGGAUAGCAACGGCCAGUACUCUCCCGGUACACACAGCGACGGAGGGACUCUACGUACCCGGCCCGAACCGUACCGCACGCCUCAUUCUCUGCAUUCUUUACGUCGUCUAUACCCGCCUACACCGACAGCCCACAGCGAUGACGACGGCACCCGAAGCGAAGGUGGAGGCCAUCGCGCUAACCUGCGACGUCGAGAAUCCAUCAGCGACCUGUUUCCGAUGCCUGGAGCCAGCGUCUUCACCACUCCAGCCAAUAUUAUGCCCACCCGAGAAGCUUCGAUUCUCAUUGACACAGACGUACAACAGGUUGCAGCACAGGACCCAGGACACAGACUAGGAGUGCAACCUGCAGGCUCAUCGAUAUUGCAAUCAGUGCUGGAACAGAAAGGCGAAGGACGCGGUAGCAGACUCACGAGCUCCACUAACGCAUCUGCACGAAAUGAGGUGUUAGAAGGGGAGAGUUUGGGCCACAAUACGCCUAGUGAGAACACCAGGUCACGCAGCAGUUUUCUAGACGGAAUUCCACCCAUGGAGCCUGUAAAACGUGGCGCUCGCUGGGCUUUGAGACUGCGGCGAUGCUGUAAGUGGCAGAACCGACAGAUACAUCGCUGGCGGUUGAGACACAGAAUUGUGUCGCUCUGGAGACGCUUGAUGCCCAAUUGGGACUCGUUCGAACUGAACGUGACGUUGUCAAUGGCGGUGAUUGGUGUCGCGCUCGCUGUGGCCAUUGCUAAGGUCCUUUCGGAUGCCACACCCGAUCAGCUUCACAUGGUGGCGCGCUGUGCUCUACCUGGAGGUAUGGCAAGCUACACGGCGUCGACAGCGUAUUUGGCUGGAGUUAUCAUCCCAACAGUGAACAACGUCGUGUUUUUCAUCGUGGCACUGUGGAUGGGGUUGCUUUGCAGCCGCAGUCGUAAACGUGUGCUUCGAAGUGCACCAUGCAGCAUCAGCUCCAACCUCAAGUCGGCGUUUAUGCUUCCGUGUUACGAAGCGAUUUGGUAUACGAUCGCUGCGCUGUCAGCUGCUGGAUUGGUGUUGUACUUCGUGAGCUUCCAAGCGUACAAGAGCGACAAUGACAAGACGUACAAGCCGUUGACAUUGGAGGACGACCCCAACUACCCAUGCAGUGUAGUUACCAUGCCUUCCGUCUGGGUGUUGCAGCUAUUGCCGAUGCUCAUGAUCCAGCGUAGUGUCUCUCAAGAAGCCGUUCUUCGCGCCAUCUCGUACUCUGGCGCGGUGUGUGUCGUCUUAGUGAUCUGCUACAUGACGUUGUACAAGGUUGGCCACGACCUUGCAGACGCGAUCGCGAUGGUCAUUUACAUUCUGCUCUUGCUGUUCUACUUCUGGGCCAAGUUCGUCUUCCACGCGCGAGCCACUUUCGACUUCUUUUUCGUCACUGCUGUGGUCACUUCGUUCGCUAAUAUCUUGAGUUCCGUCAUGGGAAUUGCGCAUGUGGAUGCAGCCACCACGUUGCCGAUUGUUCACUGUAUUGCCACGGGACUGGACUCGCUUACUGUCGUAGCGGUGAUGCUCUCACUACGUGCCGAUACUCGCUACUGGCUGGCUAUCGAUGACAGCGGAACGGGUACAAGUGCGUCAUCCAGUGCAAUGCGUCGGUACGUGAAUUUACUCUCGGAGCGUGGCAUGAUCACGAAUUUCUCCACUCGCACCUCGGUAUAUGACGUACACCACAUGAUCGAGGAGCACCGACACAACGUUGUGGACUUCUCAGCUCUAGCUUUGGACUGCAUUAUCGCCCAAGGUGCUACGUCCAUUGUGAUGCGUGGGACGCUACGUCGAAACACCCGUGUCCCCAUCGCACUCAAGAUCUACACCGACGUACAAGUCACAAACGAGGAAGUGCAGCGAUUCUCCCGGGAAACAGCUUUGAACGUUCAGCUGUCGCAUCCCAACGUCGUGCGCUUCUUCGGUCUCUGUGUAGUCCCACCGUCUAUCUCUCUCAUCUUCGAGUUCUGCGAAUACGGCGCAUUGGACGCAACAUUACGUGAGAACCCUGAGAUCUGGACACUGGCAGCGAAACUCAAGGCGUGGCUGGAUGCAUGUCGCGCUGUGGCUUAUCUGCACAGCUUCUCGCCUCCAUUACUGCAUCGUGACAUCAAGACUGACAACUUCUUAGUGGGUCAAGACUUCCUCAUCAAGCUUGCAGACUUCGGAGAAGCCAACUUGUUGCGUCCACGCUCUGAUGGCACCAUGACGAUUGCCGGUACCGUCGACUACAUGGCUCCAGAGAUGAUUAAAGGCGGCAAGACAGCACGAUACGGUACAGCUGUGGACGUGUACAGCUUAAUGAUCACCUUGUGGCAGAUCAUGGUGCCAAGUCGGAGUCCAUGGGAAGCCAAGUCGCAUCUGGAAGUCUAUCGCGCCGUGGAGAAUGGAGAGAGACCUCCACUACUUCCCACGAUCCCGAAAGGCUGCGCGGAGAUCCUUGAAGCAGGUUGGGCGGCUAACCCAAGUGAUCGUGUGGCUGUGGAGGACAUUAUCCCUUCUGUCCAUCGCCUGUGGCUGCUCGCAAUGCACCAAAAGCCUCUCAAACGCACCGAAUGUUGA
This is a messenger RNA of Phytophthora infestans T30-4, 2625 nucleotides long. Its product is annotated as protein kinase. Gene Ontology annotation, biological process: protein phosphorylation. Gene Ontology annotation, molecular function: protein kinase activity; ATP binding. The record is from RefSeq and is a predicted model, not a curated record. Lineage: Eukaryota; Oomycota; Peronosporomycetes; Peronosporales; Peronosporaceae. Bases 1 to 2625 code for a protein of 874 amino acids. The transcript is spliced from 2 exons.